ACAGAGGUUAUCAAAUCUGAAUUAAUAUAUAGAAGCCCAGCUGAGGGGGAUACCUCUCACAUCACUUUACUUAAUGAAGAUCUAACUGAUUCUAAAACCCUUGAGUCAAAAUUAGACACACAAACUCUACUCCCAAUUACAGGUACAGAGCCAGAAAUACAAUCACACACACCAGUCUUGGGGCAAAGUACAUCAAAAAUUGAUCAGGAUAUUACAGAGGGUAGCAAAUUUGCAUUAAUAUAUAUAAGCCCAACAGAGGGACUUACCUCUCAUACCACUGUACUAAAUGAACAUCUAAUUGAUUCUGCAAACUUAGGCACAGGAACACUACUCCCAAAUACAGGUACAAAGACAAAAGCACAAUCACAAACACCAUUCUUGGGGCAGAACACAGAGCCAUUUGAUAUAGACAAUGUAGGAAGACGUAUAGCUACAUUAAUUUAUGGGAGCCCAACUGAUGGGUUUACCUCUCAAAACACUGUACUAAAUAAACCCGUAACUAAUUGCUCAAUGAGGUUGGGAGAGUCAAAAUUAAUCACAGAAACACCGCUUAAACACAUUGGUACAGAAGCAGAAGAACAGCUACACACGUCGUUCUUGAAGCAGAGCACAGCAACCUUUGAGGUUGAUAUACAAAGCGGCGUAUCGUCACUAUAUGGGAGACCAGUUGAGGGGUUUACCUCUCAAACAACUGGGUUGAUGAAGCAUCUAAUGUAUUCCACAAACCAGGCAAAACUGGUCACAGAAACUCCUCUCACUAUCCUGUCACAAGAAAACACAUCUGCAUCAACUGAGAAGGUCACCUUUCAAACAUCUAGUGAUAUAUUUUCUGGCCAGUCAGAAGAUGAAUGGGAAACAUUCCGUAAGGAUAUUGAACAUCUGAACCCAGAGUUCCUCAAGGCAGUUGGAAAAAGAUCUUUGCCUGAGCGUUUGCCAGUGUCAAAAUCUAUUAAAUCUAGCCCUCCCAAGAUAUCAAAGAGGCUGCAUACUAGACCUCUACAUGUAAAUGUCAACUCCAGGAAGAUCAUAUUGAAAGUUAACACACAAUCUUUACUGCCAAGAACACAUAAAUUGAACUCUACCAGAUUGCAUAUUUUACGGUCUUCAGGGAAGGAUACUAGGUCAAUAAUAAAUGCCUCACAUAGCCUUACAAUGUCAAAUGAAGAAUACACAAUGAAAGGAGCUUCGUCUGUACUGGUUCCUCUACAAAGGAACUCUCUUGUGCUACCUCCACUCUAUAAUCUAUUCUCUAAGCAAUAUAAACCUCAAAAAGUCUCUAAUGGCAAGAUCUCUCGACGUAGCCAUGUUUGUGAGUUUGAGAUGGGAUUGUGUGGAUGGAGGCAAACUUCUAAUGAUAAUUUAAACUGGAUCUUAACGCAGGGUAGGUGGAAUCCUCCCAGUGAAUUCCACAUGCACUUGGACAUACCAAGAGGUGCCUAUCUAUCCCUAAGAAAUUUUACCACGCCACUUGUCCCAGGACAGAAAGCGCUACUCUUGAGUCCAAUGGUAAAUUCCACAAACUGCAUCUCUUUCUGGUACAGCUCGUUAAAGCAUACCAUGGGUACACUAAAUGUUUACACAAGGCCAGGUCACACUCUGCUGUGGUCAGAUGCUGGGCAUAAGAAAAUGGAAUGGACAAAGGCAAAAAUACAGUUAUCACCCAGCAGACAUAUGAUUUUACAGGUAGUUUUGGAAGGAAUUGCAGGCCCAUCAACUGAGAGUAACCUAGUCAUUGAUAAUUUGUAUGCCGGUCAGUGCAGAUGAACGAAGAAUGUACUGUAUAUGCCUUAGUUCAUUCAUUCCAUAAUAAAAUUUUAAGUAAAUGA
Pelobates fuscus (common spadefoot toad) is the source of this 1826-nucleotide messenger RNA. RefSeq names its product MAM domain-containing glycosylphosphatidylinositol anchor protein 1-like. Lineage: Eukaryota; Metazoa; Chordata; Amphibia; Anura; Pelobatidae. Gene Ontology annotation, cellular component: membrane. The coding region runs from base 511 to 1764 and encodes 417 amino acids. The transcript has 4 exons. The record is from RefSeq and is a predicted model, not a curated record.